Molecule: messenger RNA, 258 nt
Organism: Dovyalis caffra
Lineage: Eukaryota; Viridiplantae; Streptophyta; Magnoliopsida; Malpighiales; Salicaceae
Source: the annotation of a GenBank genome assembly
AUGGCACUUCUGAUUGGCUACUUAUAUCAUCAAAUCAAGGCAAUCGAGGACCGUUUAUUGCGAACAUGGUGGGGUACAAAAAGGGUUGGUUAUAUAGCUGUGGAAGAUGUUAACGAAGAGUUUGUGCCAUAUGUAAAAGCCAAAGGUGUUGAAUUGUGGGAUCUGCCACAUGUUGUUCCACGCCAUGUGUCAAACGAAUUGCUUCAGAGAAAUAGACGAGAAAGAGCACCGCUUUCAGACAAAAUGCCAAGAUCUUAG